This is a messenger RNA of Pararge aegeria (speckled wood butterfly), 1446 nucleotides long. RefSeq lists its product as uncharacterized. Gene Ontology annotation, molecular function: heparin binding; growth factor activity. NCBI's taxonomy places the organism in Eukaryota, Metazoa, Arthropoda, Insecta, Lepidoptera, Nymphalidae. Gene Ontology annotation, cellular component: extracellular region. The transcript is spliced from 4 exons. Gene Ontology annotation, biological process: mesoderm morphogenesis. Bases 114 to 647 code for a protein of 177 amino acids. The record is from RefSeq and is a predicted model, not a curated record.
CAGAUCAAUAGGGGACCGGGGAGCGUCCCAGAGCGGUGCGGCAUUCGCGGUUCACCCAGUCCCGCGGCUGCACGCUUCUCGUCCGUUCCAGAGCUACACAUCUGCCGACCAUUAUGGAGCACUCCCGCUACUGGUGGCUGAUGGGGGGGCUGAUGCUGCUGGCGCUGGCACUGGCCGCAGCAGACGAAGGCUGCGGGGAAGACAUCGUGCGCGCAGUGAAGGUGCGCAGCGAGAGAGGCGCCAAGAACAGAGAAAUAUGCCGCUACGUGCGAGGCGCCUGGUCCGACUGCGACCCUAAGACGAACAUCCGCUCGCGGACCCUCACCCUGAAGCGAGGCGACCCUACCAGCUGCGAGGGCGCCAAGACCAUUCAGAAGAAGUGCAAAAAAGCUUGCCGCUACGAGAAGUCCUCCUGGAGCGAGUGCAGCCCCAACGGCGAGAUGUCCCGCACCGAUAUGCUGAAGGCCAAUAGCGACCCCACCUGCGACCUGAGCCGGCGGCUCACCAAGAAGUGCAAUAAGAACAAACAAGUGAAAGCCGCUAAAGACAAGGGUAGCUAUAUGUUCUACUUACGGUCGAUGCGGGUGUCUUUCCCAACCAAAACCUUCAAAAAGCCACGUCCCGCGGCCAAAAUCCAGGGCAAGUAAUUCAACACUCGAAGAGUUAGCGACACUGUGUUUGCGGUGAGUUGCGGUGCGUUUAAGAACUUGCAUCGAAACAGAAGAACGGUAGAACAUCCAGAGCUGCGUAGUCACUAGCGAACUAACCGGAACGUAACGUCACAACCACGUUUGCGUAAAACUCUCAUUAUAUUUGGUGGACAAAAGUUUGACGACUCCGUAAAUUCGACAGCUUCACAUUACUCCAAUCAAAAGUUACACAAGGGGCAGGCAAAAUCCACAGUUCAAUAGAAGCACUAUCAUACAUGAAUACAUUGAACCAUUGGUCGUCAUGGAUUUGUAAAGGAGCAUGGCAUGGCAUUUGUUCAACCCUUUGAGAUGACGAAAUAAACACCCAGGAGUCAAACAUACUUGUAGACUGCGCGGCGUGCCGACACUCUUGACGUCUUGAGCGCUCUUUAAAUCGUGUCAACAACCGACAAUCGUCUGCGAGCUACGCGUUUUCUGCUCGCAGAAUACCACAUAAUACUAAGUACACGUUAACAUGGUUGGUAAUAGCCCCGACAGUUCUGAUUAGCCAGUGAGUACGCGGUUUUAGCAUAUAAGUACAUCAGAUUCUAAUAUUGUACACGCUUGACUGGCCCGAGCACAUAUUAAAAUAUACGCUCAUUUUAUAAUGGAAUAUCUAUAGCUGAAGGGUUUCAGUUAACGGCAUACAUGCAAAAAUCAACGCAUCGCAACUUCCGUAAUUCGCAGCACACUUAAAUCGGUAGUUCAACAGUUCCCAGAACAUUGCGAAAAAUAACGGUACAUUCAAUUCAUUAUA